AUGUUCGGAGCGAUUUGUUGGGAAACCGAAGAAGAGCCAUUCGACAAUUCGGAACGUCGAAAAUUCCAGGAUAAAUUGAUGACAAUUCGAAAUCGACGACAUCGCGAAGAAUAUCAAAAAGAGUUGAACGAACUCGAUUUUCGGAAAUAUAUUGCGAGAAAAGAGUUUCGAUUUAAUAUGAAGGGAAGGUGGAAUUUUGUGUCGGUGGGUGGAUUUUUCGGGGGAAAAUUGACUGAAAAUCUGGAAUUUUCAGCUAAAAUUUGAGCUGGAACAUUGGAGAACAAAUCUAGAUUCAAAAAAACUAAUUCUGAAAUUUUCAAAUUGAUUGAGAAAUUAUUUUCGACUGAAAAUCUCUAGAUUUUUCAACUGAUAUUUUUGGCUGUAAAUUUAGAAAUUUCAAGCUGAAAAUCUGGAAUUUUCAGCUAAAAUUCAAGCUCGGAAAAGUUAUUAUGAGCUGAAAAUCAAUCCGGAAAAUUUUGAAAAAAAAACGAAUUCUGAAAUUUUUAACUGGAAGUUUUUUGGCUGAAAAUUUGAAUUCUUCUCUUGAAAAUCUAGAAUUUUUGAAGCUGAAAAUCUGGAAUUUUCAGCUAAAAUUCAAGCUCGGAAAUUUUGAAAAAAAAUUGAAUUCUAAAAAUUUUUAUCCCAAAUUCAAAAGCUGAAACUUGAUUUUUCUGGAAAAAAUAUUCUGAAAAAUGUUUUUUUUUCUCAAAAAUAAAAAAUUCAUAUUGUCUCGCCAAGCAAUAAAUACACAAUAAUUAGUAAAUUAAUUAAUUAAUUAGCUUAAGAAGAUAAUUCAUGAUUAAUUAAUUAUCCACAACAUCCACAUCCACAUCCAUAUACACCAGUAACAGCAACUGCAGUUACACCACAACCACAACAUCCACAACCAUAAUAUCUUUUGGCACGAAUCAAUAAAUCGAGAGAAGAUUCGGGAUUCUCUUCUUGAUUUCCAGUGACACCUUCUUCAACUUCAGCUUCACCUUCAGAUGGUCCUGAUCCCAAUUCUUCUAGCUUUGAAUCCUGAUUUUUCUGAUUUUCUAGCUCAAUUUCAGUUGAAAAUACCAAAACAACCAAGAAAAUCGAGAAAAUCAACAAGUUUCUCAACAUUUUUGCAAAAUUCAAUUGAAAAAUUCGAUUUUCUCAUGGAUUUUAUACUCGGAAAAGUUGGUGGAUUAUUUGAACACGUGGAAUUUGAAUUUUUUCCAAAAAACAUCUAGAACAAGUAUUUACACAUAUGGAAUUUAUAAUUUUUCCGGAAACACUGUGUAAAUAUGGAAUAUAGUGGUGUAGAAGUUAGGAUAAGUCUGUUGAUUUCGAGGAUUUCUGGUUAAUAUGAGCAAUGAUCAGAAAAUGUCGUAGAGGAAACUUAACCUGAGCAAAAAAAAGGCCAGAAAAUUUUGCAAAUAAAAAUUUUAUUGUGAAUUUUGGAGAAGUUGACCGAAAUUAAAAUUCAAAAUUUACUAACCUGAGCAAUCGGAUUAAUUUUUGUUUUAAGGUUCCUGAAAUUUAGAAAAACAUUCUUUUUACUGUAAUCAAAUUUGAAAAUGACCAAAUUUUCCUAGGAUUACUGUAUAUCGUUUCGAGACCCAAAAAUAUUCAAAUUUGGUCUCAAAACACUCCAAAUUUUCUCAGGAUUACUGUAGCUCGUUUCGAGACCAAAAAAUAUUCAAAUUUGGUCUCAAAACACUCCAAAUUUUCUCAGGAUUACUGUAGCUCGUUUCGAGACCAAAAAAUAUUCAAAUUUGGUCUCAAAACACUCCAAAUUUUCUCAGGAUUACUGUAGCUCGUUUCGAGACCAAAAAAUAUUCAAAUUUGGUCUCAAAACAUUCCAAAUUUUCUCAGGAUUACUGUAAAUCGUUUCGAGACCCGAAAAUAUUCAAAUUUGGUCUCAAAACACUCCAAAUCUUCCCAGGAUUACUGUAAAUCGCUCCAUUUUUUUCCAGGCCCUAAUCCUCAUCGCUUUCACCGCCAUCAUCAUCAUCACCCUAAUUCCACCAUUCAUUCUCUACGGACAAGGUAUUGUGCCGGAAUUCUGCCGAAACAACAGCAAAUUGGCGGUGGUUUCGCGAAAAUGGACGACGAUGAUGAAGAUUGCGGAUGAAGUGCGGCCGGGUGAUUUGGACAAACUUGAGUGGUGCAAGUGAGUGAAUUUUUGGGGGGUUUCAGGGUUCCGAGGCGAUCUACAGUAAUCCUCACGAAAUUUGGGUUAUUUUGAGACCAAACAUGACUGGGUUACUGUAUUUUGGGGGUGUUUUUGAGUCAUGCAGCGAUCUACAGUAAUCCUGGGAAAAUUUGUGUUUUCUUGAUAUUAAAAAAGCUCGGGUUACUGUAGAAGAUUGGCUCAAAAUUGAAAAAAAUCUAAAUUCCGAUGUUUUUGGGUCCCGAAACGAACUACAGUAAUUCUAAGAAACGUAUUUUUUAAAGUAAUUUUCUGUGAGAAAAUUUGGAUUUUUUCGGGUCCCGCAACGAUCUACAGUAAUCCAAAAAUCCUUGGUUACUGUAACACCUUUCAAUCUGAAAUUUUGGAAAAUUCUCAAAAAUUAUCGAUUUUUCAUGAACUCAUCGAAUUUCUAAAUGAAUUUUUGGGUCCUGAAACGAUCUACAGUAAUCCUGGGAAAAUUUCUGGAAUUUCAAAACCAAAUUCGGAUAUUUUUUGGGUUCCGAGGCGAUCUACAGUAAUUCGGAUAUUUUUGGGUCCUGAAACGAUCUACAGUAAUUCAAAAAUUCAGAUCACACUGGUUACUGUACUCUUUUAGAUCUGAAUUUCUGGAAAUUAUAGAUUUUUCCAUUUGGGUCCCGCAACGAAAUCUACAGUAAUCCUUCGUUUUUUCCAGGAAACCCUAUUCCUACGGACUUUGGCCCACUUUUUACUCAAAUAUUCAACACAAAUAUUGGGAUGUCGGCCUUUUUCGCUAUUGGCAAAUUCGAAAAAUCCCCUGUUUCCUCCUGGCUACACCAGCCCUAAUUCUCACCGCAAUCGCAAUUCGAAUAACAUAUCGUGACAUUUUCGAGGAGCGCAAAUGGUUCAAUAUUUGGGUGCUAUUCGGAAGAUCCGAUCAUUUGGUACCAUACGCGAUCCACGCGGCAUUCUUGAUGUUUUUGGGAUGUUUUGUGAUCAAUGCUGAAGUGUUCACCCGCAUUAUUUUCUCGUCCACACCGUUUUUGUAUGUAUUUUUGGCGGAGUGGAUUGAUGAGCUGACCAAAGGGGUGAGUUCACUUUUUUCGCCGUGAAAUUUGGAGCAUUUUGAGCCCGAAUAUGAUUUGUUUCAAGCUCCGCCCCCUUUUUUGCAACCCUGGCACGGUUUUUCUGAGCAUUUUGACAUCAAAUAUGGGUAUUUUUGAAGCCACGCCCAUUUUACUGUGUCCUGUGGGAAAUUUGCGAUUUUUAUAGUAUGAUCAAGAGUAUCUUAAGCUCCGCCCCUUUUUUGCAACCCUGGCACGGUUUUUCUGAGCAUUUUGACAUAAAAAAUGGGUAUUUUUCAAACCACGCCCAUUUUACUGUGCCCUGUGGGAAAUUUGCGAUUUUUGAGACCAAAUAUGAUUAUUUUCAAGCUCCGCCCCUUUUUUUGCAACCCUGGCACGGUUUUUCUGAACAUUUUGAGCCUGAGUUUGAGUAUUUUUGAAGCCACGCCCACUUUUCUGUGCCCUGUGGGAAAUUUGCGCUUUUUGUAGUAUGAUCACGAGUAUAUUUAGCCACGCCCCUAUUUUUUUUGCAACCCUGGCACGGUUUUUCUGAGCAUUUUGAGACCAAAUAUGGGUAUUUUUGAAGCCACGCCCACUUUUCUGUGCCCUGUAGAAAAUUUGAGAAUUUUUGAGACCAAAUAUGUGUUGCUUUAGGCUCCGCCCCUUUUUUGCAACCCUGGCAUGGUUUUUUCAUCUACGAUUUUCUGAGCAUUUUGAGCCUGAAUUCGAGUAUAAUUUAAGCCACGCCCACUUUUCUGUGCCCUGUGGGAAAUUUUCGAUUUUUAUAGUAUUAUCACGAGUAUUCAAAGCUCCGCCCCUUUUUUUUGCAACCCUGGCACGGUUUCAUUUUCGCUGCGAGAUAUUUUUCAUAUUUUUUUUUCGACUUGAAAAACGCCUAAAGAAAAACUAUCAAAUUUUUGAGAAAUUCCAAAAUGCUUAUCAUAAAUUUGAAACGUAUUAUUUUCGGGAAAUUUUUCAUAGUCGAAUUUUGAAUUUUGAAUUUUUGCUGAGCGUGUUUGGAUUCAAAAUGCUCCAAAUUUUCGGACACUUUUCCAAUUUUCAAUUUUUUUUCCAGAACACAUUUGCCAACACAAUGUUGGAUUAUGAAGAAGCCAAUCCAUUCAUCCCAUUUUUCUUUAUCAAACGAGUCUGGGAUUCUGGAAUUUGGGCAAAAUUGUUCUACUUGUAUUUCGUGUCAUAUUUUGUAUUUGGCACAAUUGCUCAUGCCGCAUGGUUGCCAUUUACUUGA
Messenger RNA from Caenorhabditis angaria, 4432 nucleotides. The record is from the annotation of a GenBank genome assembly. NCBI's taxonomy places the organism in Eukaryota, Metazoa, Nematoda, Chromadorea, Rhabditida, Rhabditidae.